AUGAGUGUGCAAACAUGCAAUUCUCUCUUCCGUUUUGCUUGAUAACGCUUCCAAGGGUUGCUUGAUUUAGAUUCUCAGUCUUUGAACAUACUCGCAGUUGGCCGGUGGAUAGUUAGUGAAAUGAUCACCAAACGCUUAUCGCAUAUGUUUAUCGUGGUGGUUUUCCUUGCGGUUGUGGAAAUGUACUCUGCCACCAAGUACAGCGAAAACCGUUACGCACCUCUGGUACGGAACAGCUACAGUAAUAUCUGUCCUAAGCCGGAACUCCUGAAUGGAAUGAUCCGGAUUAGGCUACGUGGGAAGUUCCUACGGUUUGACUGCAACACAAAUUUCACCUUGGUUGGAGCAAAAUACAUUCUGUGCAAAAGUGGUCGUUGGAAUUCCCCUGCGCCUAUUUGUGUCAAACCGGGUUGCUCUGAUUUACCACCGGUGGCCAAUGGUUUCAUCUUUUACGAGAAUGAAAAAGCUGCAGCAACACUGUUUUGCGAUAGUAGUUACAAAACCUUUGGUCCCAUGUACAGCUACUGCAACGGAUCCGAUUGGGAUCGUACGAUUGGAAGUUGCCGUAGCAGUGGUUUGACAGUUGAACGAUCAUGUGACUUUGAAACGGAAGAUUUUUGUGGUUGGGAGAACACGGAUAUCGGUAGUGUUGAGUGGCAAAGAAGUUCCGGAGUAGUAUCGCGUCGGUUGUUGAAGACUGGCCCAAAACAUGACCACACUACGGGGCAACCUUUGAAUGGCCAUUUUAUGAUGAUUGAUUCUUCACAGCAAGACACGAAAGCAACUGCGCAUCUGAUUUCGCCCAUUUACAGCAGCAAUUACAGCACCAAAGCAUGUUUUCGUUUCUUUUAUCACAUGUUCGGUGACGUAGGCACGCUCUCAGUUUAUGUGAAGCCUCUCUCGCUGGAGCUCGGCAAUAUGCUCAAGCAAGGUGCUCAAUUCACCAUCAGUGGUAACCAAGGAAACGCAUGGAACGAAGGUUACUUUGACCUGCAGAAGCAAACUGAGAGUUUUCAGAUUAUAAUUCAAGCGUCUCUUGGAAUGCGCUUCAAAAGUGAUACCGCAAUUGAUGAUGUUGCUUUGUUGAACGGCAGUGAUUGUCUAAGUAAUGGAACCGUCCUAGUACCGAUUACUGAAAGUGAUGCAGAUAUUUUCAAAAUCGAUUCAUGCAUUAACCGUUGUGGCUUGCAUAUGCAUUCUAUCGACGAAGAUGCUUCAAACUUGAUUCAAUGCGGAUGCACAAGCGACUGUGAUGCUGAUAAUAAUCUUUGCUGUCCUGAUUAUGCUGAAGUGUGCCUGUUUGAUGAGUCGAAUGGGACUGAAGAAGACAUGAUUACCUUGAGUAAAGAGAAGCUUCAAUGUUUCCAUUAG
Ochlerotatus camptorhynchus is the source of this 1371-nucleotide messenger RNA. RefSeq names its product MAM and LDL-receptor class A domain-containing protein 1-like. Bases 121 to 1371 code for a protein of 416 amino acids. NCBI's taxonomy places the organism in Eukaryota, Metazoa, Arthropoda, Insecta, Diptera, Culicidae. Gene Ontology annotation, cellular component: membrane. The record is from RefSeq and is a predicted model, not a curated record. The transcript is spliced from 4 exons.